UCGCCGCGUGAUGACGUCAGCCGGCUCCCUGCAUUGUUUUGACUCGCAAUAUUUUUCUCUCCAAAAUCUUUUGGAAAAAAACGUGGAAAAACACAUUAAAUACGCAAUUUUGCACCCGAUUGCAGCUCGAGAGCUGAAGACAGGUCAGAGGUCAUGGAGGAGCAGAGCGGGUCACCGGGAGCCAAUACUGACAACAGCAGCCAGCGGAACGGAGAUGAGAAACCUCGCAGGAGCAGCUGGACCAAAGGCAGGAGGAGGAAGAAGCCGCUGAAGGACAGUAACGCCCCCAAAGCCCCGUUAACAGGAUAUGUGCGCUUCAUGAACGAGCGGCGCGAGCAGGUGAGGGCGGAAAGACCCGACGUGCCUUUCCCAGAGAUCACCAGGAUGCUCGGCAAUGAGUGGAGCAAACUGCCUGCUGACGAGAAACAGCGGUAUCUGGAUGAAGCGGACAAAGAUAAGGAGCGCUACAUGAGAGAACUGGAGCAGUAUCAGAAAACCGAAGCGUAUAAACACUUCAGCAGGAAGGUGCAGGAGAAACAAAAAGGAAAGAGGCACAGAGGAGAUGCUGGAAGGCAGGCGCCUGGUGAAUCCCUUCAUGAGAAGGAUCUGGAGAUGAAGGAUCGCUCUGUGUUUGACAUUCCCAUCUUCACUGAAGAGUUUCUGAAUCACAGCAAAGCGCGUGAGGCUGAAAUGCGGCAGCUGAGAAAGACUAAUAUGGAGUAUGAGGAACGUAACGCGGCGCUGCAGAAACAUGUGGAGAGCAUGCGCUCGGCUGUGGAGCGUCUGGAAGGAGAUGUUCUUCAGGAGCGCACCCGAAACAGUCUCCUGCUGCAGCACCUGGAGACCCUGCGCUCGGCCCUCACACACAGCUUCUCCACUGUCCCGCUCCCCGGCAGUGGAGAGACGCCAACGCUGGAAUCCAUCGAUUCCUACAUGAAGAAGCUCCACAGCCUCAUCCUGUCCAGCCCGCAGGAUCACCAGCACCUGAUCAGCACUGUCCGGGACGUGGUCAACCGUCUUGACAGGUAAUUGAGAGGCCCCGCCCCAAUGCAGUUACCCCUCCUCCUAUCCUGUGACGACCAUAAAAUGUUUUUUUUUUGGUCAGGUGGUUGUUUUCCUAUUUAUUUUUUACGAUGCCAUUUUUAUCUGCUUGUUUUUAUUAUUUUUGCCAUACAUUUCUGCCACAAGCGUUAUUUUAACAGCAGCGUGAGUUUAUCUGCAUGUAUACUUGUGCAAUGAUUUUAGGCUCGAUUUUAUACUCGUUUUAUGUUGCGUAAGAAAGUGCGACGUUGUGAAAGGCGGUUCGUUUGUAGCUGAAAUUCCCUGUAUGUUCUUGACAUUGGAAGAAUUGAAUAAAGCAAAUGUAUGAAGAUGUU
Molecule: messenger RNA, 1376 nt
Organism: Danio aesculapii
Lineage: Eukaryota; Metazoa; Chordata; Actinopteri; Cypriniformes; Danionidae
Gene: hmg20a
Product: high mobility group 20A
Exons: 9
Coding region: 154-1029 (291 amino acids)
Biological process (GO): regulation of gene expression
Cellular component (GO): nucleus
Source: RefSeq, a predicted model, not a curated record